This is a messenger RNA of Trichogramma pretiosum, 2373 nucleotides long. Its product is annotated as acylamino-acid-releasing enzyme-like. Bases 161 to 2311 code for a protein of 716 amino acids. The transcript is spliced from 14 exons. Gene Ontology annotation, molecular function: serine-type endopeptidase activity. NCBI's taxonomy places the organism in Eukaryota, Metazoa, Arthropoda, Insecta, Hymenoptera, Trichogrammatidae. Gene Ontology annotation, biological process: proteolysis. The record is from RefSeq and is a predicted model, not a curated record.
CCACCGUCAGCGACACUGCCACCGAGACGAAUUUGUAAAAUUCUGACAACUCGUAGUACUGGAGGAAAACAAAACGUCUUGUAUACAAGUUCGAUCAUCGCUUUGAGCAAUCUACUUUAAUACCGGUUGUGUUGCUCUUGAGCAAGUCUUAAUUAUCAACAUGAGUUCAACUAAGGUCAACGAAAUUAUCAAAGUAUAUAAAAAAUUGGCUCAAACGCCAAAUCUCGCGUCAGCGAAAAUUGUUUUCAAUCCGAAUAACAUAACAACAAUAGAGAGUCAGUGGUCGUCGCGCAAUUUAGAAACAAAAAAGAAGAACAAGUUCUCGCAAUCUUUCUUCUUCAAUGAAAUGACACCAAUUGCCAAAACCUUCCCCGCAGACACAACUUCCGAGCUUAUGAGUGUUUCUUCUUCCGAUGACUCCAUCAGAGCAAUUUUGCGAGAAAUAUCCAUUGACGCGAAAUCGAAGCAAUUCGUUGAAAUUUGGGACAAGCAGCAACUCCUCAAGUCUUUUGACUUGGCUGCUAUGGAUGUUCACGGAGAUGUUUACACAACUCCUACGUUCGCUUCGUUUCAUUGGUCGCCGGACAAUACUCGCUUGUUGUAUCUCGCCGAAAAGAAGCUACCAAAAUCUGAAUCGUUUUUCACCCGAAAAGCGAAAAAGAAUAAAGAUCAAUCGUCUGAGGAUUCAAUUGUGCCUGGCAACGAAUACGUUUACAAACCCGAGUGGGGUGAACAACUGGUCGGCAAGCACAGAUCCGUUGUCGCCAUACUAAAUAUCGAGGAAGAGACUUUAACCGCCGUCGAAGAUAUACCCGAAGAAUAUUUCCCGUCUCAAGUUUGCUGGGCUCCCAACGGCGAAGAUAUCGUUGGAAUCGUUUACAAAUUGUACCACCGAUAUCUUGGAUUGAUGUUUUGCACCAACAGGGAGUCGUACGUGUUUCAUUUGAAGAAAAACGAUUUUCGUUUGCUGACUGGAAAAGAUAUAUCCGUACGCGCGCCUCGAUUCAGCCCCGAUGGAAAGUACUUGGUCUGGCUGGAAAGAGAUAUGGGUCCAGCUCAUCACGACGUUCAAAGACUCAUGUACAUGGAAUGGGAGCAACAAGUACCCCAAGUACUAAUAGAUGUCGUGGACACGCACAUUACGAUUGCAAAUAAAUCCAAGUUUUACGGAGUUUAUAAUCAAAAUUUUCCAAAGCGUUGCUGGAGUGAAGAUUCAAAGUUUCUCUUUUUUACUACUCCCCAGAGAAACACUUUCAAGUCGUAUUCAGUUAAUUUAGAGACAAAGGAAAUAAGAGAAUUUGAUGGAAUGUCAGAUGAUGUAAGUUAUGGCAUUCUAGAUGUUAAGGGAAAAUACAUUUCUUUGGUUGCUACAUCUUUAACUCUUCCGACGCAAUUGUUACUUGGAAAGUAUGAAUACAAUUGUCAAAACGAAUUAUUGAUUCAUUUACAAGAAUGCACCAAACCUGCAUUAGAUCCUGUACUGACAAAAGAUAUCAUCUUGGACCUUAACGAAUACACUUACAAAAACGAGGAUUCAGUCAAGGACUUCAAUUAUAUUUAUUUGGGUAAGAAAAAUGCUCCUGAUAAAUCAGUUCCAUUGAUAGUCGUGCCUCAUGGAGGUCCUAAUUCGAAUUUUAGUAAUGAUUUCAUUGUAUCCCACAUGUUUUACGCUACCCUUGGAUUUGGAAUUUUACAAAUCAAUUAUCGAGGAUCAACUGGCAUGGGAGGAAAAAAUGUUGACUACAUCCUUGGAAAAAUCGGCUCUUCCGAGAUCGAAGAUACUAUAACUGCGAUCGAUGAAGCUUUGCAAAAGUAUCCUUGGUUGGAUCCAAAAAAUAUUUUUUUGAAUGGGGGCUCUCAUGGAGGAUUUAUGAUUGCUCAUCUUACAGGGCAAUAUCCGGAUAAAUUUCGGGCGGCAGCUUUGAGAAACCCCGUCAUCGAUUUACCUUCAAUGUUCAGUUCAUCUGACAUACCAGAUUGGUGUUCCUCUCAAAGUGGCAUUAAAGAUGUGGAUGUGAGCGAUAAUGGCGAUUUUAAAAAGAAGCAAGAAGAAAUGAUGCUUAAAAUGUUAGCUCAUUCUCCUAUUUUGCUAGCCCAUAAAGUGAAAACUCCUACACUUGUAGCCAUAGGUUCCAAUGAUUUGAGAGUUCCUCCGCAUCAGGGCAAACUGUGGUUCAAUCGGCUGCGCGAAAAUAAUACUAAGGCCAGGCUUUAUGUAUAUGACGACAAUCAUUCUUUGAGUAAAGAUGAAGUUGAUAUGGAUUUUGUUAUAAAUUGUAUCAUGUGGUUCAUAGACCAUCAAUCGAGCUGAGCUAAAUUCUGUAUUAAAUAUAAUCAUAAAUGCAAAAAAACAAUAAACUUUUUCAACUUGCA